AUGGAAUGGUUGAUACCUCCAUAUGUCAAUAUGGAAUGGUUGAUAACUCCAUAUGUCAAUAUGGAAUGGUUGAUACCUCAAUAUGUCAGUAUGGAAUGGUUGAUACCUCCAUAUGUCAGUAUGGAAUGGUUGAUACCUCCAUAUGUCAGUAUGGAAUGGUUGAUACCUCCAUAUGUCAGUAUGGAAUGGUUGAUACCUCCAUAUGUCAGUAUGGAAUGGUUGAUACCUCCAUAUGUCAAUAUGGAAUGGCUGAUAUGUCAAUAUGGAAUGGUUUAUACCUCCAUAUGUCACAUGGAAUGGUUGAUACCUCCAUAUGUCAGUAUGGAAUGGUUGAUACCUCCAUAUAUCAGUAUAGAAUGGUUGAUACCUCCAUAUGUCAGUAUAGAAUGGUUGAUACCUCCAUAUGUUAUUAUGGAAUGGUUGAUACCUCCAUAUGUCAGUAUAGAAUGGUUGAUACCUCCAUAUGUCAAUAUGGAAUGGUUGAUAUGUCAAUAUGGAAUGGUUGAUAUGUCAAUAUGGAAUGGUUGA
Molecule: messenger RNA, 528 nt
Organism: Mytilus californianus (California mussel)
Lineage: Eukaryota; Metazoa; Mollusca; Bivalvia; Mytilida; Mytilidae
Product: foot protein 1 variant 2-like
Exons: 2
Coding region: 1-528 (175 amino acids)
Source: RefSeq, a predicted model, not a curated record